AUGGCUUCACAGGGAGGGACUCCUAAAGUAGUUGACUACUUUGUUGAUGUAAAUGAGCCUAAUGAAAUAAAAGAGAUUUGUAUCAAUCAUGUUCCACAGUGGAAUGAACUCUCCAAUGAUUCCCUAUCCGUGAGGAAGUACCUUUCUCCCUUUUCAAAUCAUGUUUUCAAAGUGGAGGUUGAGAAUUCAAGCCGAACCAUGGCCAUUAACAGGGUAUUGGUGAAGCUAAAACCGACAGAUACAUCUGAUUGGUAUGAGUUUGAUUCUCAGUAUACUGUACUAAAAGCGCUCGGUGAACAUGGAUGCGGGCCCAUAAUAAUCCAGAAGACCGACAAGUUCAUGAUCCAAGAAUGGCUAGAGGGUGAUGUACUGGAAUCCGAUUUACUCAGAAGAUUCAGUGUUUUCACGUCAAUAGGAACAUUACUCGCGAGAUUUCACAAACAUGGUACUAGGAUUGCUCCAGAAGGUUAUGAUAGAACACCUCUUAUGACAAAGAUGUUGAAUAAAUGGUCACCGAUUGUGAGGGAAAACAUGGGUAAUGAGAAAUUGGAAGGAUUGGAUCUCAAUGAUAUCUUUGAUUCCCUUGAUAAGUACAAAAAAUUGUUGCUUAAGUUCGAAGGUAGCAAUAAUGAAUUCGUAACUACCAUAAGGCUCUGUCACAAUGAUAUGUAUUAUAAGAAUGUGAUCGACUCAAAGCAUUCUCUCCGUCUCAUAGAUUUCGAUACAGUGGGUUUCAAUUAUAUUGGAUUUGACAUCGCAAAACUUUUCUAUGAAACAAACAUUUGGUAUGCUCCUGGAAUACCACCACAAUUCCGCGAUGACAAACCUUUGAGUCAUGAAUGGAAGGUUAUAUUCUCUAGUUUGUACCUAUCCGAACUCUUAGAAAAGGAUAUACCGCCAUCAGAUAUUCAGACUAUUGAAAAGUUUAUGGAAGCGAUUGAGAUACAUACAUUGGGAAACUAUAUUUACUGGAUGUUCAGACGUAUUGUAAUCUUGGUAUCUUCUGAGUUUGAAGUAUAUGGUGGUUUUAUCAAGGGAAUCCAACUUCUGGAUCGUUUGCGCAGAGAACAGAUUGGUAAACUCGUGGAAAAAGGUUUCUUGCAAAAGUGA
Molecule: messenger RNA, 1110 nt
Organism: Theileria equi strain WA
Lineage: Eukaryota; Apicomplexa; Aconoidasida; Piroplasmida; Theileriidae
Product: choline/ethanolamine kinase, putative
Exons: 1
Coding region: 1-1110 (369 amino acids)
Biological process (GO): phosphatidylcholine biosynthetic process; phosphatidylethanolamine biosynthetic process
Cellular component (GO): cytoplasm
Molecular function (GO): ethanolamine kinase activity; choline kinase activity
Source: RefSeq, a predicted model, not a curated record